Molecule: messenger RNA, 684 nt
Organism: Suricata suricatta (meerkat)
Lineage: Eukaryota; Metazoa; Chordata; Mammalia; Carnivora; Herpestidae
Product: olfactory receptor 149-like
Exons: 2
Coding region: 1-684 (227 amino acids)
Biological process (GO): G protein-coupled receptor signaling pathway
Cellular component (GO): membrane
Molecular function (GO): G protein-coupled receptor activity; olfactory receptor activity
Source: RefSeq, a predicted model, not a curated record
AUGAAGAAUGCCUCAGUGGUGACCAAGUUCAUCCUGCUGGGCAUCCCAUACAUGAAGGAUCUGGAGACCAUGCUCUUUGUCCUGUUUUUGUGCUUCUACAUCUUCACUCUCAUGGGGAAUCUGCUCAUCCUACUGGCAAUUGUCUCCUCCACUCGGCUUCACACCCCCAUGUACUUCUUCCUGUGUCAACUGUCUGUGUGUGACAUAUUUUUCCCUUCUGUGAGCUCCCCCAAGAUGCUCUUCUACCUCUCAGGGAACAGCCGGGUCAUCUCCUAUGCAGGCUGCGUGUCCCAGCUCUUCUUCUACCACUUCCUGGACACCUCAGCCCUGGAGAUGGUGGGGUUCAUCAGCGUGGGCCUCAUGCCCCUCAGCUGCUUCUUUCUCAUCCUCACUUCCUACAGCUGCAUUGUCUGCUCCAUCCUGCAGAUCCGAUCUACUGAAGGCAGACACCGUGCCUUCUCCACCUGCAGUGCCCACCUUACUGCCAUCCUCCUCUCCUUUAUGCCAGUGGUCCUCAUCUACCUACAGCCCACCCCCAAACCCUGGCUCAAUGCAACUGUUCACGUCUUGAAUAACUUGGUCACCCCUAUGCUGAACCCCUUGAUCUAUAGUUUGAGAAAUAAAGAAGUAAAAUAUUCUUUGAGGAAGGUGCUACAGCAGGCAGCCUUCCUUCCUGAACAAUGA